CCCAAAGAAAGACUAGAACCAAAGCAAACGAGAUCCCGAUCGAAGCCAUCCCCAUUGAUAUCCUCGACCUCCCCCUCGACCUCUUUCCUUCGCUCUGGUCUCCGACGACGACGACGACGACGCCACUUCUCCGGCGAAGGAGGUGAUGGUGAUAAGCUGAGGUAUUACCUAAACUCUCCUUAUACUCGCCACAAUCCGUGAGAUCGACAUCAGUAUCGAAGCUUUAGCGAUUCCUAUGUCGAAGGCUAGGGUUUACGCCGAAAUCAACGUCGUGCGUCCAAAGGAAUACUGGGAUUACGAGGCUCUCACCUUGCAAUGGGGGGAGCAGGAUGAUUAUGAGGUUGUUAGGAAAGUUGGAAGGGGAAAAUAUAGUGAGGUUUUUGAAGGCGUGAAUGUUACCAACAAUGAUCGUUGCAUCAUCAAAAUCCUGAAGCCUGUGAAGAAAAAAAAGAUUAAGAGGGAAAUAAAAAUACUUCAGAAUCUUUGUGGAGGUCCAAAUAUUGUCAAGCUGCAUGAUAUUGUCAGAGACCAGCAUUCAAAAACUCCUAGCUUGAUAUUUGAAUUUGUGAACAGUACAGACUUUAAAGUUUUGUACCCUACUCUGACAGACUAUGACAUACGAUAUUAUAUAUAUGAGCUUCUCAAGGCACUUGAUUACUGUCAUUCACAAGGAAUUAUGCAUCGAGAUGUCAAGCCCCACAAUGUUAUGAUAGACCAUGAACUUCGGAAACUCCGCUUGAUAGACUGGGGGCUUGCUGAAUUCUACCAUCCUGGGAAAGAAUAUAAUGUUCGCGUAGCAUCAAGAUAUUUCAAGGGACCCGAACUUCUUGUUGACUUACAAGAUUAUGAUUACUCCUUGGAUAUGUGGAGUCUUGGUUGCAUGUUUGCUGGAAUGAUAUUCCGUAAGGAGCCCUUCUUCUAUGGCCAUGACAACCACGAUCAACUUGUUAAAAUUGCCAAGGUACUUGGAACAGAUGAACUGAAUGCAUAUUUAAACAAAUACCGCUUGGUGCUCGAUUCUCAACUUGAUGCUCUUGUUGGAAGGCAUAGCAGGAAACCUUGGUCCAAGUUCAUAAAUGCAGACAACCAACACCUAGUUUCUCCUGAGGCUAUAGAUUUCCUUGAUAAGCUUCUCCGUUAUGAUCACCAGGAUAGAUUUACUGCUCGGGAAGCAAUGGCACAUCCAUAUUUCCAGCAAGUUAGGGCAGCUGAAAACAGCCGGAUGCGCACUUAGUAGUCGAACUUAACUUGUUUGCUUUGAUUUGUACUCUUUUAAAUCAUUAACAUGAUUGAUCUCGGUCAUAUAUCAUUAAUACAUACAGAUUUUCUUCUUUCCAA
Messenger RNA from Dioscorea cayenensis subsp. rotundata (Guinea yam), 1338 nucleotides. RefSeq names its product casein kinase II subunit alpha-2-like. Gene Ontology annotation, molecular function: protein serine/threonine kinase activity; ATP binding. Bases 236 to 1234 code for a protein of 332 amino acids. The record is from RefSeq and is a predicted model, not a curated record. Gene Ontology annotation, biological process: protein phosphorylation. The transcript has 10 exons. NCBI's taxonomy places the organism in Eukaryota, Viridiplantae, Streptophyta, Magnoliopsida, Dioscoreales, Dioscoreaceae. Gene Ontology annotation, cellular component: cytosol; protein kinase CK2 complex; nucleus.